AUGUUGGAGAUUAUCCCCGCCUUCAUAUUUGGAUUCGGACUGCCUUGGAUCCCCGAGACUCCGCGAUGGCUCGUUGAGCACAACCAAAAAGACCGUGCUCGCUCGACCUUGAGGAGACUUCGAGAAGGCAUCUAUUCCGAGGACCAAAUCGAGGACGAGUUUGCUGCGAUCUCUAAAGAUGUCGACGAGUACCAUAGAUCUGGCAGAAACUGGCUCUUUCUGUUCAAGGAGAAGGCUCUUUUCUCUCGUCUGUGGCGCGCCACGUUAUUGCAGUUCAUGAGCCAAGCUUGCGGGGCAUCGGCUAUGAAGUAUUAUCUGCCAUUCCUUCUAGAGAGCCUAGGCAUUUUCACCCAUGCAGCUCUCAUGAUUGGGGCUAUUGAAAUGACUGUGAAAAUAGCAUUCACUGUGCUUGAAAUGUUCAUCAUUGAUAGGUUUGGUCGAAGGAACUGCUUGGUUGCGGGCUGUAUCGUAAUGGCCAUCUCGAUGCUGAUCAACGGUGCCUUACCGCUUGCGUAUCAAGAUAACAAAGCCGCAAAUAUCGUCUGCAUAAUCUUCAUUUUCAUCUACGCGACGGGAUUUAGUCUCGGCUUUGGGCCUACAGUCUGGGUUUACAACACUGAGUCGAGACUUCAGAUCUUUCCCACCGCUGUUAGGGCCCGAGGCCUCAACUUUGCCUCAGUUGGCAGUGCCGUCGCGUCCAUGAUCGUCAACGAGAUUUGGCCCAUCGGUCUAGCCAAGUUACAUAGCAAAGUGUAUUUCAUCUUCAUGGCUAUGAACAUUAUCUGGAUUCCGGUUCUAUUCGCGUUCUUUCCGGAAACCAAGGGCAGGGAGCUUGAAGAUAUGGAUGCCCUUUUCGGGAGUGUGGCUAAGCAGGUGUCAGAUGCGGAAGAUGGUAAGCGAAAAUUGUAG
Colletotrichum chrysophilum is the source of this 909-nucleotide messenger RNA. RefSeq lists its product as uncharacterized. Bases 1 to 909 code for a protein of 302 amino acids. Gene Ontology annotation, molecular function: carbohydrate:proton symporter activity. Gene Ontology annotation, biological process: transmembrane transport; carbohydrate transport. The transcript is spliced from 5 exons. The record is from RefSeq and is a predicted model, not a curated record. Gene Ontology annotation, cellular component: membrane. NCBI's taxonomy places the organism in Eukaryota, Fungi, Ascomycota, Sordariomycetes, Glomerellales, Glomerellaceae.